Messenger RNA from Colletotrichum navitas, 8790 nucleotides. Its product is annotated as beta-ketoacyl synthase domain-containing protein. The transcript is spliced from 12 exons. Gene Ontology annotation, biological process: secondary metabolite biosynthetic process; fatty acid biosynthetic process. NCBI's taxonomy places the organism in Eukaryota, Fungi, Ascomycota, Sordariomycetes, Glomerellales, Glomerellaceae. Bases 1 to 8790 code for a protein of 2929 amino acids. The record is from RefSeq and is a predicted model, not a curated record. Gene Ontology annotation, molecular function: 3-oxoacyl-[acyl-carrier-protein] synthase activity; fatty acid synthase activity; phosphopantetheine binding.
AUGACCCCAGAGCCCAUUGCCGUAAUCGGUAGCGCCUGUCGCUUCCCCGGUGACCUGACGACGCCCUCCAAGCUAUGGGCCUUCCUCUCCAAGCCCCAUGAUCUUCAAUCCGAAGUCCCAAAAGACCGCUUCAAUAUCGAUGCCUUCCAUCACCCCGACGGUAGCCACCACGGGCGCACCAAUGCUCGGCACGGCUACUUCCUCUCGGACAUCAAGACAUUUGACGCCCAGUUCUUCAAUGUCCAGGCCGGUGAGGCUGAGAGCAUGGACCCGCAGCAGCGGCAGCUGCUGGAGACCACAUAUGACGCCUUGUGCGACGCUGGGCAAACGCUCACGGAACUAAAGGGAUCCGAUACGGCCGUCUACGUCGGAAUCAUGACGCAUGAUUUCGAGCUGACGAAGGUUGGGGACUUGGAUGCGAUUCCGACGUAUCUGGCUACCGGUGCCGCCACGAGUAUCGCGAGUAACCGCUUGAGUUAUUUCUUUGAUUGGCAUGGGCCGAGUAUGACGAUCGAUACAGCGUGCAGCUCGUCGCUAGUUGCCAUUCAUCAUGCUGUCCAACAGCUGCGGAGUGGUAUAAGCAAGGUUGCCGUUGCGGCUGGGGCGAAUUUGAUGCUCUCGCCUUUAAACUUCAUCACGGAAAGUAAGCUGUCCAUGCUCUCACCGACAGGGAGGUCACGCAUGUGGGAUGCUGCGGCGAACGGAUAUGCAAGAGGGGAGGGAAUAGCAUGCAUCGUCCUCAAAACCCUCUCCCAGGCCCUCGCCGACGGCGACACAAUCGAUUGCCUGAUUCGCGAGACAGGCGUCAGCCAGGAUGGCAGGACAACUGGCAUAACCAUGCCGAGCAACGUGGCACAGGCGGCGUUGAUUCGCGCUACUUACGCACGCGCUGGGUUGGAUCUGAGCAGACCUGAGGGGCGACCGCAGUUCUUUGAGGCGCAUGGAACCGGCACGCCGGCAGGCGACCCUCAAGAAGCCGAAGCCAUAGCGACCGCUUUCUUUCCCGACACGACAAAGAACGUGCAGGACCUCUACGUGGGAUCUAUCAAGACGGUCAUCGGCCACACAGAGGGCACGGCAGGCAUUGCAGGCUUGCUCAAGUGCAGCCUGGCUGUGCAGAAUGGUAUCGUGCCGCCGAAUAUGCUACUCGAAAGACUCAACCCGCGCGUCGAGCCGUUUUGCGAGCAUCUGCGUGUCCCCAAGGAGGCAACACCGUGGCCGGCUCUCGCUGAAGGGCAGCCGAGGAGGGCUAGCGUUAAUUCUUUUGGUUUCGGAGGCACAAACGCCCACGCUAUCAUCGAGGAGUACAUUCCCUCCUCUAUUUCAACCUCCACCAACGGCAACUCAACCAUUGUGCUGCCGCUGGUGUUUUCGGCGCGUACGAAACGCUCCCUCAAAUCCAACAUGGGAAGCAUUCUGUCCCUCAUCAGAGAGACACCGAAUGUCAACAUCACAGACCUCGCAUGGACGCUUCUCCACAAACGAUCCGUCCUCCCUCUGCGUCACGCCAUCGCAGCUAGCAGCGUCGAAUCCCUCCGCGUAGCUCUGGAAGCGGCCAUUGAGGGCGACUUGGGGCUAGAGUAUACGCCCAAAACUACCGGCACAGUUCGCAUCCUCGGCAUCUUCACAGGCCAGGGCGCGCAGUGGCCCGCCAUGAUGAAGCAGAUGAUAGUGCGCGUCCCCCUCGUGGAGGCCAUUGUCGAUGAGCUUGACACGGCACUGCAAACCCUUCCCGAGCAGUACCGGCCUGCCUGGAUACUCAAGGAACAGUUGCUUCUGGAAGGGGAAGCGUCCAACGUGCGUUUGGCUGCCUACUCACAGCCCCUUUGCGCGGCGGUCCAGAUCGUUCUUGUCAGGUUGCUGUCCGCGGCUGGCCUUCGGUUUAAGGCGAUUGUUGGCCAUAGUUCCGGCGAGAUAGGCUGCGCGUUCGCAGCGGGCUUCAUCAGCGCAAGGCAGGCCAUUCGUGUUGCAUACCUGCGCGGUUUCACGUCGUGCCACGCAGCCUCCCCCACCGGACAAGUGGGCGGCAUGUUGGCGGCGGGUAUGUCCCUUGAGGAUGCGCGGGAGUUGGUCGAGCUCGAGGCGUUCGAAGGCCGCGUGUGCGUCGCGGCGUGCAACUCGCCCGACAGUGUUACCCUCUCUGGUGACAUGGACGCCCUUGAAGAGGUAGUGGAGAUCCUUCAGGACGAGUCCAAAUUCGCGCGUCUGCUACGUGUGGACAAGGCCUACCAUUCCCAUCAUAUGCUCCCUUGUUCAGACCCGUAUAUAACCGCCCUUAACGAGUGCGGUUGUGCUGUGGCCGACGGGACUGACACAGGGGUCAAGUGGUACUCCUCCGUGCGUGAUGGUAAGAUCAUGACGAUGGCCGACGUCACGCCGCAGUACUGGCGGGAUAACCUUGUCUCGCCCGUACGCUUCCGUCAAGCGCUGGAGCAGGCAGGGUUGGAGGUGACGUUAGACGCCGCUGUGGAGAUCGGUCCGCACCCGACACUCCAAGCCCCCGCGAAGAAUACGCUGGCUACCGUUAUGACGGAUGAGAUGCCGUAUACCGGGUGCCUGCAGCGCGGCAGCGAUGACCUGGCCGCGUUCGCCGCGUGUCUGGGGUACAUCUGGGAGCGGUUUGGUGCGCUCAACGUCAUCAACGGCACCACUUUCGUCGCCGCAACGCAAUCCGGCGUGCCGGUCCUCGACAUCUCUAAGCAGCUCCCGCCCUACGCGUGGGACCACUCGCGCGUCUACUGGUCGGAAUCCCGCGCGGCCAAGGCAGCGCUUCACGGCCCACGCCCGCACCUCAUGCUCGGCACACUGCUGCCCAGCAGCACGGCCACCACCCUCCAAUGGCGGAACUUCAUCCGGCCAAGAGAUCACGAGUGGAUGCAGGGACACGAGCUCCAGGGCCAGGCGGUACUCCCCGCCGCAGGCUAUGUGGUCAUGGGAAUGGAGGCAGCGCUGUAUCUUGCUGCCGGGAGAAGCGUGGCGUUGGUGGAGAUGCUGGACCUGAGCAUUGAUAAAGCCAUUACGUUUGAUGACGCGGACAGCAUGGCGGAACUGAUGCUUACUGCGAGCGUUACGUGCUCUAAUGAUGCGCAGAUCGAGCUGGAGUUCGGGAUUGCCUCUUGUCUGUCUCGCGAGUCGUCACUGUUCCUGUCUGCGCGCGGUCGGAUCAUCGUCGCCCUAGGAGAGCCCGCGGUGCUCCCCGAGCCGGGCCCGGCACCAUCGCACGCCAACCCUGUCGACAUCAAGCUGUUCUACAAAGAGCUCGACAGCAUUGGCUAUGACUACAGCAACAACUACCGAUGCGUCUACAGCAUGACGCGUAGCACAUCACGGGCGUCCGGCCACAUGGCACACCCGCGGCUGGUCGAUGGUGCGAACCCCAUUGUUCUGCACCCCGCGAAUCUCGACUUGGCCUUCCAGACUGUCAUGGGCGCCUACUCCUCUCCCGGCGAUAAGCGGAUGCGUUCGCUGUACGUUCCGACGCGGGUUGGUCGGAUCGCACUGGUGCCGGCCGUGUGUGCCAGCACGCUGGACUCGCUCGAAGGUGUGCGGUACAAUGCGGUCAACACCUACGACGGCGGUGACUACCUCUCGGGCGACGUCGAGGUGUUCGACAAGGAGAGCAAUGCGGUGCUGUACAGCGUCGAAGACAUGCACCUCAAGCCGCUGACACCGCCGUCCGCAUCCGAGGACCACAGGCCCUUCACCAAGACGGUUUGGGGCCCGCUAAACCCAGACAAGAUUCUUGAUAUCGAAAGGCUGUGGGCCACGGAGCAGGAUAAGGAGGCAAUUCCCAUUAUUGAACGGGCCGUCUACUACUUUGUCCGUAAGUUCCUGUCCGAACUGACGGAGGAAGAUAGGAAGAACGCGAGUGUGGGCAACCAGCGGUAUAUCUACUGGCACGAGCAUGUUCUCAAGCUGGCCAGGGACGGCAAACAUUUGUUUUACAAGCCCGAGUGGGAACAAGAUACCGAAGAAAGCAUCGACAAGCUGGUCCAGGCACACUGGUACCAUCCCCACCUGCGGCUGGCCAAGCUGGUCAGCGAGAACAGCCUGUCUACGAUCCGGGAGAACAAGAACCCGUUCAUCUGGAUGAAUGCGAACGGACUUUUGACGGAAUUCUACACAAGCUACCUGACCAGCGGCCCGACAUGGGAGUACGGGCAGCAUUUGAUUGGCCAGAUUGCGCACCGGUUCCAAAACAUGGACAUCCUAGAGAUCGGUAUGUUUCCCUUGAGCUCUGCAACAGCCUCGAUCCUCGCGAUCCCGGAGCUCGGCUUUAACAGCUACACUUUUACCGACAUCUCGGCUGCCUUCUUCGAGAAAGCAAAGGAGAAAUUCGCCCCCUUCCUUGACCGCAUGGAAUUCCGCAAGCUUGAUAUAUCUAAACCGCCUGCGGAGCAGGGCUUCAAGACCCACGCGUACGACAUGGUCGUUGCGAGCUCCGUGUUGCACGCUACGCCAAACCUGACCGAGACCAUGGCCAACGCCCGCACGCUGUUGAAGCCUGGUGGGCACGUGGUUAUCUGUGAAGCCACGAAUAAGGACCAUAUGCGUGUCGGCUACUUGUUUGGUUUGUUUGCCGAUUGGUGGGCGGGUAUUGACGAGGGCCGCACGCUGGAUCCGUUUGCUACCCGCGAAGAGUGGGAUGCUAUUUUCAAGAAUACCGGCUUCUCGGGGAUUGACAGCGUCACCACCGACCGCGAGAGCCACCUCUUCCCCAACACCUUGCUCAGCACGCACGCCAUAACGCCCGAGCAAGCACGCCUCGACGAUCCCCUCUCCGCUCCGCCCAAGCCGCAAUACCCACAACUCGUCAUCGUAGGUGGCGGUGGCGCGGCAUCUGCUCCCAUCUUGAACAAGAUCUGUGAGAUGCUACCGGGCCGUGACCCGCUCGUCGUCCCCAGCUUGGUCGAAUUGGCGUCCGUCGAAGUGCAGCCCAAGGCAACGUACGUGAUCCUCUCGGAGGUUGACAGCCCCAUAUUUGAGGAGUUGGCCGAGGAGGAGCUCGCUGCUAUUAAGAAACUGUUCUUCGGGUCUCAAGCGGGCGGGAUCUUCUGGCUGACCGAGGACGCCUGGGUUUCGAACCCGCGCCAGGCGAUGGGAAUCGGUAUGCUAAGGUCUGUCAGGUUGGAGAACCCGGAUGUUGCUUUCCAGUGCCUUGAUGUGGACCGGCUAGAGGACCUGGACUUCCAGUUCCUGGUCGAGCAGAUUCUGCGCCUUGAAGAGGGCACGCCAGAGAACACGGUCUGGACGCUCGAGCCGGAGAUCUGUGUCGUGAACGGCCGGCCCCAAGUGCCGCGUAUCAAGCAGGACACUGCUCGAAAUGACCGGCUCAACUCUGUCCGCCGUCCGAUCCUUGAUGCUGUCGACGCCAACGUCGUCCCCGUGGUGCUGCAGAGCACUUCACCCCCAGUCCUGGUCGUCAAGCAGACAUCCCGACCCCUGGGUGUGCCACGAGAUGCAGCCAAGCAGACGAUCCGCGUGCACCAUGCCACCGUCAAGGCUAUCCGCGUGUUCGCACUGGGGUACUUCCACAUCGUCACCGGCACGACGGCCGACGGCGCUGUGCUGGCCUUGGCGGAGGUUCACGCGUCUAUCGUUGACGUGCCGGUCAAGCACAUCUUUCCUGUCGCGGAUACCUCGGUCAACACCCUGUUAUCUGCCGUUGCAAAGUUGAUCGCGCAGGGCGUAGUCAAUACGCCGCCGGGCACAUCGACACUGGUGUACGACCCGCCGAGGUUCUGCCUGGACGCAAUUAAGCAAAUCGCGGAGACUAGUAAUGUGCGUGUCCACGUUGCUACUGCAGAUGCCUCAUUGUCUCAGGCUGUUGUACUCCAUCCUCGCGAUACUGAGAGGGCGCUGAAGCAGAAGAUUCCAAGUGGUAUUGCGGCUCUGUACGAUCUGUCCUCCAACAAGCAUGCCGCGUCGCUCGGCCCACGACUGGCCCGUAUGACUGGUUGCACUGCACGGGACUUGAGCUACGUCUGCCGCGCCGAAGCAGCGGCAUUUAUUUACUCGGACGCCACGGAAGCAAGUCAGCUGCAGCUCGUCGCCGAAUCCAUCCACAACAUCUCGGCUCUGGAUGCAGAAACUAUCGCCUCCUGCCCCGUCAACAAGCCCACCGACGCGCAAGACGCCCCGUACGCAGUAGUCGACUGGCAGAUGGAGUCCGGAGCCCCCGCACGCCUUAGCCCCGUGGACGCCGGCACCCUCUUCUCCAGGAACAAGACGUACCUCCUCGUCGGACUUUCGCAGUCAAUGGGGCGUUCGAUCGCAGCUUGGAUUAUCAGCCAUGGCGGGCGGCAUGUCGUGCUGUCAAGCAGAAAUCCCGAGAAGCCUGAGUCCGGUUGGGUUGAGGAUAUGGAGAGGCUGGGCGGAAAGAUUACCGUGCUCGCCAUGGACGCGUCCAACGAACAAUCCGUCGAUGGCGGGCUCGCCACUCUUCGCGACGUACACAACCUGCCGCCGGUGGGCGGUGUGGCGUACGGCCCGCUGGUGCUCAAGGACGCACUGCUGAACAACAUGGACUUGGCGACGAUGGACAUGGUGCUCAAGUCCAAAGUCCCCGGAGCCAAGAUCUUUCACGACCGGUUCUGCGAUCCGAACAACGACCCGCUUGAUUUCUUCGUCAUGUUCUCGAGUGCCGCGUUGUUUGGUGGUAACCCAGGCCAGACGAAUUACACCGCUGCCAACGCGUAUCUCCAGGCGCUUGGGCAGUAUAGACGAAGCAAGGGCCUCGCUGCCUCCACAAUUCACAUCGGCGCGGUCAUGGGUAUCGGCUACCUAACCCGCAACAGCCGCGAAGCCGAGUUUCAACAAAAAUCCGACGUCGACACCCUCGGCGAAGCCGAAUUCUUAACCUUGUUCGCCGAGGCAGUUGUGUCGGGCCGCCGGGUUGCUGGCGUCAAUGGCGUGCACGCCGAGAAGGUCAUUGACAUGUCAGAGACGGAGAUUGGCAGCGGUAUUCCCGCGCUGGAGUCGCGGCAUAAGGAGACGAUCAAGUUCUACAACGACCCGAGAUUCGGGAACCUGAAGACGCCGGAGAACAGGAGCGAUUCCGCUGACGCAGGCGGGGGCAAGAUGAGUGUGAAGGAAAUGCUGGCAAUGGCGACGACAAUGGACCAGGUCCGCGCGGCUAUCGCUGAGAGCCUCUCCGACAAGAUGCGCGGCGUGCUUCACAUUCCGCCGGAAGAGAACGUCAACGCGGCUGUUCCCCUCUUGGACCAAGGUAUUGACUCGCUCGGCGCCAUCACCGUCGCUUCGUGGUUCUCCAAACAACUCCUAGUCGACAUUCCCAUUCUACGCGUCCUUUCGGGCGCGUCGAUCGACGACCUAGCAGCCGAAGGCGCCUCUCGUCUUCACGCCACCGCCAUACCCCUAGUCGCCGACGCUCAGUGUGCUACAAACGCCUCCCCUGGCGACUCUUCCACCGAAACGUCCUCCGACGGCGCCUCGACCCCAAUGACUUCACCGGACGAAGAGAAAGAGACCGUCGACGGCGUGGUUCGAAAGGCUCCCAUGUCGCUGAUCCAGCAGUACUCGUACACGCGGCAGGCUUCCCUUCCCGACGUCACAAUUUCUCACAACACCAUCGGAGUGAUGAUGGAGGGCAAUCUCAAUAAAGACAAGCUCGCGCAGGCCGUGAUGGCAACCGUCGCACGCCACGAGAUCUUCCGAACAGCCUUCCGCCCCUCGGAGUCGGAAUCCUCCCCCACACCACUGCUGCACGUACUCUCCAUCCCAACCUGGGGCCUGCGCUCCGUCUCCGUCGCGUCCCGCGCCGAGGCAGAGGCCGAGCUGGCCAAGCUGCAAAGGGAGCCCUACGACUUGGAAAAAGGCGAGACAUUCAAGAUCGCCCUCUUCACCUGGUCCCCCACGUCCCACCUCCUCGUGCUUGCCUACCACCGCCUGGCCGGCGACGGCUCCACCACCGAGAACCUCGUCGCGGAGCUUUCCCAGCUCUACUCGGGCAUCACCCUCCCUCCUGCACCGCAGUACACCGACUAUGCGGUCAAACAACGUGCCCUACUCUCCUCGGGGGGGAUGGACGCGUCCAUCGCGUACUGGACGGGUCUCUACACGCCCCUGCCCGCACCGCUUUCCCUGCUCCCCCUGCCCAGCGCGAAGAGCGCCCGCGGGUUGGUGAGCUGGGACCAGCACACCGCCAUGUUCCGCUUGUCUGCCGUGCUUGCGUUCAGAAUCAAAGAGUGCACCAAGAAACUGCGCACGACGCCCAUGAUGUUCUAUCUUGCUGCGUACGCCGCGCUGCUUUUAGACCUUGCUAAGCAGGAGCAGGUGUCGAUCGGUCUGGCGGACACGAACCGCUCGUCCGUGGCCGACCUGUCCACCAUGGGCUACUUUGCAAACCUGCUGCCCCUGCGCCUCGUCUCCUCCGAUACAUUCACGGCCACCAUCGAGUCCGCCAAGGAGGCGGUGCGGCAGGCCAUGUCACACUCUGUCGUGCCGCACGACCUGGUCUCUUCUCGUCUGGGACUUGACAGCGUCUCACCGCAGGAGAUGACGCACGCGCCGCUCUUCCAGGCCGUCUUCGACUACCGUCAAGGAGCUGCUGAGUCCGGCACUAUCGGCGGUGCGAGUAUCGUCGAAGUGCUGGCGAGCCGGGAGCGCACGCCGUACGAUGUUGUGUUGGAGAUGAGCGAUGACCCGACCAAAGAUCCUCUUGUCACCGUCAAGCUACAGAGAAGCCUGUAUGGGAAGGGUGAUGCCGAGGUGUUGCUUCAAAAAUAUGUUGGGUUGUUGACGACUUUGAGCAAGGGAGAGGCUACGUAA